AGGCCGAGCCGGGAGAGCCCCCGCCCCGGGAGGAAGGGGAGGAGGCCGGGUGUUUCCUGGCGCAUUCCCGGCCCGCCCGAGUGACUCACUCAGCCAGGAAACUCCCAGGGUCCGCCUGGGACCCCUGGAGCCGCGGCCGCCGUCGACCCAGGCCAAGAUGGCGGCCCAGGUGACGCUGGAGGAUGCACUGUCCAAUGUGGACCUCCUGGAAGAGCUGCCUCUGCCUGACCAGCAGCCCUGCAUUGAGCCCCCACCAUCCUCACUGCUCUAUCAGCCAAAUUUCAACACUAACUUUGAAGACAGAAAUGCAUUUGUUACCGGUAUUGCAAGAUAUAUUGAACAAGCGACUGUCCAUUCUAACAUGAAUGAAAUGCUGGAGGAGGGCCAAGAGUAUGCGGUCAUGCUGUACACCUGGAGGAGCUGCUCUCGGGCCAUCCCACAGGUGAAAUGUAACGAGCAGCCUAAUAGAGUGGAAAUUUAUGAGAAAACCGUAGAGGUCCUGGAGCCUGAGGUCACAAAACUGAUGAAUUUUAUGUACUUCCAGAGAAAUGCCAUCGAGCGAUUCUGUGGGGAGGUGAGGCGUCUGUGUCACGCAGAGAGAAGGAAGGACUUCGUGUCUGAAGCCUAUUUGAUUACGCUGGGCAAGUUCAUUAACAUGUUUGCUGUGCUGGAUGAGCUUAAGAACAUGAAGUGCAGUGUGAAGAACGACCACUCGGCAUAUAAAAGGGCUGCUCAGUUUUUACGGAAAAUGGCAGACCCACAGUCCAUCCAGGAAUCGCAGAAUCUGUCCAUGUUCCUGGCCAACCACAACAAAAUCACGCAAUCUUUGCAGCAGCAGCUUGAAGUGAUUUCUGGCUAUGAAGAGCUCCUCGCCGAUAUCGUGAAUCUGUGUGUGGAUUACUAUGAGAAUAGGAUGUACCUGACACCCAGUGAGAAACACAUGCUUCUCAAAGUCAUGGGGUUUGGUCUAUACUUGAUGGAUGGGAGUGUCAGCAACAUUUAUAAACUUGAUGCCAAGAAAAGAAUAAAUUUAUCCAAAAUCGAUAAGUACUUCAAGCAGCUCCAGGUGGUUCCACUGUUCGGGGACAUGCAAAUAGAACUGGCAAGAUACAUCAAGACCAGCGCCCACUAUGAGGAAAAUAAAUCUCGAUGGACGUGCACAUCGUCCAGCAGCAGCCCGCAGUAUAACAUCUGUGAGCAGAUGAUCCAGAUCCGGGAGGACCAUAUGCGCUUCAUCUCGGAGCUGGCGCGCUACAGCAACAGCGAGGUUGUCACAGGGUCAGGCCGCCAGGAGGCUCAGAAGACAGAUGCUGAGUACCGGAAGCUGUUUGACCUGGCCCUGCAGGGUCUGCAGCUGCUGUCACAGUGGAGUGCUCAUGUGAUGGAAGUGUAUUCAUGGAAACUUGUGCACCCAACGGACAAGUACUCCAACAAGGACUGCCCAGAUAAUGCCGAGGAGUAUGAGCGUGCCACCCGCUACAACUACACCAGUGAGGAGAAGUUCGCCCUGGUGGAGGUGAUCGCCAUGAUCAAAGGUCUGCAGGUGCUGAUGGGCAGGAUGGAGAGUGUGUUCAACCAUGCCAUCCGGCACACCGUCUAUGCUGCACUGCAGGACUUUUCCCAGGUUACUCUCCGGGAACCACUCAGGCAGGCUAUCAAGAAGAAGAAGAACGUCAUCCAGAGUGUCCUGCAGGCCAUCAGGAAGACAGUGUGCGACUGGGAGACUGGGCAUGAGCCCUUCAAUGACCCAGCCCUGCGGGGCGAGAAGGACCCCAAGAGCGGCUUUGACAUCAAAGUACCCCGGCGCGCUGUAGGACCCUCCAGCACUCAGCUUUACAUGGUGAGAACCAUGCUAGAGUCCCUCAUUGCAGACAAAAGUGGUUCCAAGAAAACCUUGAGAAGUAGCCUUGAGGGGCCCACCAUAUUGGACAUAGAAAAAUUUCAUCGAGAGUCAUUCUUCUACACUCACUUGAUAAAUUUCAGUGAAACACUCCAGCAGUGCUGUGACCUUUCACAGUUGUGGUUCCGAGAGUUCUUUCUGGAACUGACAAUGGGCAGGAGGAUCCAGUUCCCUAUUGAGAUGUCCAUGCCCUGGAUCCUGACAGACCACAUCCUGGAGACCAAGGAGGCGUCAAUGAUGGAGUACGUCCUGUACUCCCUGGACCUGUACAAUGACAGCGCACACUAUGCCCUCACCAGGUUCAACAAGCAGUUUCUCUACGAUGAAAUUGAGGCAGAGGUGAAUCUAUGCUUUGACCAAUUUGUUUAUAAGCUGGCAGACCAGAUAUUUGCAUAUUAUAAGGUUAUGGCAGGAAGUUUGCUUCUUGAUAAACGUUUACGAUCAGAAUGCAAGAAUCAGGGAGCAACGAUUCAUCUCCCGCCAUCUAACCGCUAUGAGACACUGCUUAAGCAGAGGCAUGUGCAGCUCCUAGGCAGAUCCAUAGACCUUAAUCGCCUGAUUACUCAGCGUGUCUCAGCAGCCAUGUAUAAGUCUCUGGAACUGGCUAUUGGACGAUUUGAAAGUGAAGACCUGACAUCAAUAGUUGAGUUGGAUGGCCUUUUGGAAAUCAACCGCAUGACCCACAAGCUGCUAAGCAGGUACCUGACACUGGAUAGCUUUGAUGCCAUGUUCCGGGAGGCCAACCACAAUGUGUCAGCGCCCUAUGGGAGAAUCACCCUCCAUGUCUUCUGGGAACUCAACUAUGACUUCCUGCCCAACUACUGUUACAAUGGCUCCACCAACCGAUUUGUUCGGACAGUAUUACCAUUUUCUCAAGAAUUUCAAAGAGAUAAACAGCCUAAUGCACAACCCCAGUAUUUGCAUGGAUCAAAGGCUUUGAACUUGGCGUACUCUAGCAUUUAUGGCAGCUACCGGAACUUCGUGGGGCCUCCUCACUUCCAGGUCAUCUGCCGGCUGCUCGGCUACCAGGGCAUUGCAGUGGUCAUGGAGGAGCUGCUGAAGGUCGUGAAGAGCCUGCUGCAAGGCACAAUCCUGCAGUACGUGAAGACGCUGAUGGAGGUGAUGCCCAAGAUCUGCCGCCUGCCCCGGCAUGAGUAUGGCUCUCCUGGCAUCCUAGAGUUCUUCCACCACCAGCUGAAGGACAUUGUUGAGUAUGCAGAGCUGAAGACUGUGUGCUUCCAGAACCUGCGGGAAGUGGGCAAUGCUGUCCUCUUCUGCCUACUCAUCGAGCAAAGCCUGUCUUUAGAAGAAGUGUGUGACCUGUUGCAUGCAGCCCCAUUUCAGAACAUCUUGCCGAGAGUCCACGUGAAAGAGGGCGAGAGACUUGAUGCCAAAAUGAAAAGACUAGAAUCAAAGUAUGCCCCGCUGCAUCUUGUCCCUCUGAUUGAAAGACUGGGGACCCCUCAGCAAAUUGCAAUAGCAAGAGAGGGGGACUUGCUGACAAAGGAGCGUCUCUGCUGUGGCCUGUCUAUGUUUGAAGUUAUCCUGACUCGGAUCCGGACCUUUCUGGAUGACCCUAUCUGGCGUGGGCCUCUCCCCAGCAAUGGAGUCAUGCAUGUGGAUGAGUGCGUUGAGUUUCACAGACUGUGGAGUGCCAUGCAAUUUGUCUAUUGUAUUCCUGUGGGAACACACGAGUUUACAGUCGAGCAGUGCUUUGGCGACGGGCUCCACUGGGCUGGCUGUAUGAUCAUUGUACUUCUUGGGCAACAGCGGCGCUUCGCAGUCCUGGAUUUCUGCUACCAUCUACUUAAAGUCCAGAAACAUGAUGGCAAAGAUGAGAUUAUCAAAAACGUGCCAUUGAAGAAGAUGGUGGAGAGAAUUCGCAAGUUCCAGAUUCUAAAUGAUGAGAUAAUUACAAUCUUGGACAAGUACUUGAAGUCUGGCGAUGGAGAAAGCACCCCCGUGGAGCAUGUUCGCUGCUUUCAGCCUCCUAUCCACCAGUCUCUGGCCAGCAGCUGAGGACAUGUGUAUCAUAUUUUUGAAGAGUCCCAGUACUGACUGUAUUUAAUAACUAUAAGGGCAUGUUUUUCUUUCCAUAACGACUUAGCAAGAUUUUUAGGGACUUUUUAAUCAGUAUCUCUGUGUGUGUUAAAGGGGGUACUUUUCAAUUUAAAAGCUUAAUUUUAUAAAAUUGACUUAUUUUUCUAGACUAAAAUUGUAUAUGCUUUUGGUAAUUAGAAAGUCUGAGAAUAUUGGCUGCUUAUUGUUGCCAUCAUGUUCUUACAGAAUUAUUUUCCAUUUUUCUAUGGAAUGUUCCUAGCUGUGUCAAAGUGCUGCUGAGUUCAUCCAUUUAUUCCUUAGCAAAGGAUCAGUAUAUGUGGGGAAAGAUUUAUGGACUUAAGAAACUUAAUACCAGCUCAUUGUAAUAAAAUGCACUACCAAUUAGAAUUAAUGAUUAUUUAGCUUUUGUGUAGGGAUUUUUCUGAUGGUCUUUUAUGAGUAACCUUUUCUAAGUCAUUGUUCCCUUCCCUUUUUUGUGUCAAUGUUUCAGAAAAUAGUGAACUUGAUUCCUCUGCUUCUACUAAAUCCAGUUGUGACAGAAUCUAAUUUGUAAGGUAGGAUUUAAAGGUUACAGAAAUAAAACUAAUAAAACUUAUUUGUGUUUAUUCA
Messenger RNA from Zalophus californianus (California sea lion), 4570 nucleotides. It is a transcript of the gene CYFIP1, whose product is annotated as cytoplasmic FMR1 interacting protein 1. Bases 158 to 3919 code for a protein of 1253 amino acids. Gene Ontology annotation, molecular function: RNA 7-methylguanosine cap binding; small GTPase binding. The record is from RefSeq and is a predicted model, not a curated record. Gene Ontology annotation, cellular component: SCAR complex; neuron projection; synapse. NCBI's taxonomy places the organism in Eukaryota, Metazoa, Chordata, Mammalia, Carnivora, Otariidae. Gene Ontology annotation, biological process: axon guidance; regulation of actin filament polymerization; modification of synaptic structure. The transcript has 31 exons.